This is a messenger RNA of Zalophus californianus (California sea lion), 2248 nucleotides long. It is a transcript of the gene MPV17L, whose product is annotated as MPV17 mitochondrial inner membrane protein like. The transcript has 4 exons. Bases 6 to 596 code for a protein of 196 amino acids. The record is from RefSeq and is a predicted model, not a curated record. Gene Ontology annotation, cellular component: membrane; cytoplasm. Lineage: Eukaryota; Metazoa; Chordata; Mammalia; Carnivora; Otariidae.
CGGGCAUGGCGGGCUGGUGGCCGGCGCUGCUGCGCGCGGCCCGGCGCUACCCGUGGCCCACGAACGUGCUGCUCUACGCAGCGCUCUUCUCCGCCGGCGACGCGCUGCAGCAGCGGCUGCGGGGCGGUCCGGCGGACUGGCAGCAGACGCGGCGCGUGGCCACCGUGGCCGUGACCUUCCACGCCAACUUCAACUACGUGUGGCUGCGUCUGCUGGAGCGCGCGCUGCCCGGCCGUGCGCCGCGCACCGUGCUGGCCAAGGUGCUGUGCGACCAGGCGAUCGGCGGGCCAGUGGCCGUCUCGGCCUUUUAUGCCGGUAUGAGUAUUCUCCAGGAAAAGGAUGACAUAUUUUUGGACCUGAAACAGAAAUUUUGGAAUACGUACAAGAGCGGUCUGAUGUACUGGCCUUUUGUGCAGCUGACCAACUUCGGCCUGGUUCCUGUUCACUGGAGGACAGCUUACACUGGACUCUGUGGUUUUCUGUGGGCCACCUUCCUUUGCUUUUCACAACAGAGUGGCGAUGGCACAUUCAAGUCAGCUUUUGCCUUCCUUCAUGUAAACGAGGCCAGUGUGCUUGAAAGGCCCCCCAAGAAAUGAGAAGCCAAGGACUCCCUGACAAUGACAAUUUUCUUUUUCUUUCUUUCUUCUUUUUUUUAAUGCAGUGGAUUGCUUUGCCAAUAAGAGAGUCUAUUUAUCAGUUAUGUGCUUCAUUUUGGAGAAGGACUCUUGCAUAGACUCUGUUGUUUCAUUAUCUAGGAAUACUUAAAAUUUUAUCCAAACCUUUUUUUUCUCCCAUUCUGGCCUGAAAGUCUCACUUCUCUAAUAUUUUUACUCCUCUAAUUCUUUGGUUAAUACUGGUAACAGCGACAUCAUGGCAUUUUGCAGUAAUUCUGAUUUCUAUGCUGAUAUUUUAAUGCCGGUUGAUUUAAAGAACCUGUUUUGAUCAUUUACAUUUCACAUCUAAAAUCUCAGGUUAUCCCCCCAAACACUUUUCGGUCAGCUUAACUUUUAUACCAAAAGUAGUUCUUAGAGUAAAUUUCUAUUUACAUAGAGCUCAAUCGAGAAGAUUGAAUACCGAAUUUUUUUUCUCGAAAUACUUUAUAUAAUAAUUUAUUGUGACACUGACACUUGGUUCCGUAAGUACAUUUUAUGCCCGUCAAAAAAAUAAUCGUAUCUGAUUGGCGUUUCCUGUAUGGAAUGUAUUUUGCAGAUAUCUUCUACUUUUGUAAUUUCGAAGUUAAGCACUUUUUAGUUAACAUGUUCUAGUUUUGCGCCUAUUCAGUUGACUGAAGGACCCCAUUUUCUAGACAUAGGAAAUUUACAAAAUUUCUGCCUUAAGACAUAUAUUGAGUGAAGUUUCUAAGAAAAUGAACAAUUUAUCUUCCUCCGGAAGGAAAAACUCUGUUCCUUAGAUUUACGGGGAAAAGAGCCCAAAUUUCACACUGAGGUUAUAUUUUUAAAAAUCAUUGCUAUCCAAGGUUGCCCGGGUGGCUCAGUUGUUUGGGCAUCUGAUUCUUGAUCUUGGCUCAGGUCUUGAUCGCCUGGUCAUGAGUUUGAGCCCCGAGUUGGGCCCCACGAUGGGCACAGAGCCUACUUAAAAAAAAAAAAAAAAAAUCAAUGCUUUCCAGUAAAUCUUUAUCAGUAAUCUUUAAGCUAGACAUGAGAAACUUGAUCCAGACUUUUCAGAUUCACUCAGUUUGUCUAACCUCAAAACCAGGGGUUCUAAAAAUGAUAUGACUAUCUCAAGAGGUUUCAGCAAACUUCACCUAAGAAUUGUACCAUCAUGCUACUGCUUCCAGUGGAGUAUUGUACAAAUUUUAAGAUGGGAAGCACUGAAAUGUUAAUAAUACAUUCAUCUUGUGCAUUUAUAUUUAAGAUUAAGAAUGUAUCCUUAAAUUUUUUAUGCACAUAAUUCAUAAUAUAAAUUUAUGUAGCUAAUAAGUAUAUAAUGUCUAAGUAUGUGAUUUAUUUGAAUUUAAUCGGUAUUAAAAUAUCUUACAUUAAAAAAAAAAAUCUUACAUUAUUGGGAAUAGGAAAUUUCUAGAUAGCUUCUAAAAUAAUUUGUUACCUACAUUGUUUUGAAAGUCGCUAAUGCAACAUAAAAGCUUUUUCAUAAUACCUACGACAAAUUUUGUCAGGUGCCUGGGUGGCUCAGUUGGUUAAGCGACUGCCUUCGGCUCAGGUCAUGAUCCUGGAGUCCCAGGAUCGAGUCCCACAUCGGGCUCCCUGCUCAGCAGGGAGUCUGCUUC